AUGCUGACCAUCCUGUAUAGGAUGUAUCCAGGAAUGGUGAACAGUCCUAAGAGCGUGGAGCAGAAGCAGGAGAGGCAAAGAUGGGCACAGCUGGGAGUGACAGCUACUUCCAGUUUUGUUUCCCCUACGCACAGGGUUCUAUUUACAAAAUCUGGAAACCGUUUUCUCCUGCAGCAAAAGAACAGCAAUAUCUCCUGCUUCUGGGAAACACAACCCUUGGGCUGCACGAGGAUCACCUGUGCCUUCCAUCACAGGAAACCUCGUCAUAUCAAUGGACUGUUUUUGCCACCUACUGACAAUGCCCCGUUGCAACAGGGUGUCCAAGAAGGCAUUCUGCAUCCAGCCCAUCGUCAAGAUGCACUCAGAAGUCAGGAGAAUAUUUUAAGACCAAUUCACCCUCCACUGAUUAUAAACCUCAACGACAAACAGGAUGAAGAGGACGAUGAAGAGGGAGAGAAAGAUGUUCCUGACUGUGUGCCGAAGACUGCUGCAGAUAGUGAAGAGGAAAGAGCAAUAAGGGAAAUAUGCUAUAAAUCUGGAGAAUAUUACAGGAUUUGGUACCCUCACGAACACCAAUCAACAAAAUCCCUGUCUUCAAUGCGGGAAGAUGAGCUACUACCCUUGGAAGCUUCUGAGCGAGGCUUGCAGAAAGGUGAUGGUACUACAAGUCCUACAAAAUUUCAUAAUACCAGAAAAGGAGGAGAGAGUUUGGGAAGGAGAGCACCAACAGAGGGUGUUCCCAGAACAUAUCGUAGAUCCUUUGAAAAUGGAGGAAUUCACACUCCAGACCCCAAGCGCAAACCAAGGUACCAACAAAGGGGCCAAAGUGAGGAUGACAAGGCUGCUUCUUCUGUUCCUUGUGCGAGAGAAACUGGAAGAAAGACUUAUUUCAAUCCUUCACAACCUCGAAGAUCAGCAUAUGUAGUCUACCGUACUGUCACCGUCACCCAAGAAGCAAAGUUCAAUGGAUGUACAGACAAAUACACUUCAGGACCUCAUAAUGCACCACCUUGGAGGAAAAGAAAUCCACAAGCAAAAACGUUCUCCACGUUCAAAACAACCAUUCAGGAGCAUUUAGAGAUGGCUUUGCCUUCCACCUUACGCAGUGCAUGGAAACCAGACAGGUGCCAGUCCAGCGCUCCUAAAGUUGGAGGUGAGUCUUCCUGGGUUACGACGGCAACAGAAUUUCACCGUGACGAGCUGCUCCCAGCUUUCGGUUUGGAGCUGAUGGUCAAUAGCACCGUGUUAGUGCAAUGCACAGACCAGGGGAAUGCAAGGUGGCAAAAGCACCCUGGCGUUUCAUCCUCUGUAUCGGUGCUGCCCGAUAAACACUUCUCCGCUUGA
Messenger RNA from Phalacrocorax carbo (great cormorant), 1344 nucleotides. NCBI's taxonomy places the organism in Eukaryota, Metazoa, Chordata, Aves, Suliformes, Phalacrocoracidae. The record is from RefSeq and is a predicted model, not a curated record.